Messenger RNA from Rotaria sp. Silwood1, 690 nucleotides. The record is from the annotation of a GenBank genome assembly. NCBI's taxonomy places the organism in Eukaryota, Metazoa, Rotifera, Eurotatoria, Philodinida, Philodinidae.
AUGAAAAGUAAAGAUAUACAAAAAGUUGUAAAAAUUAAAUAUGAAAAUGGUGAUGGUCCGGCAAAAAUUUAUCGUGAUUUAGCCGGAGUUGUUUCAUUACCCACAAUUAAAUUAUGGAUAAAAAUGAUCAACAAAACUGGUUCUAUCCUGUUAUCAUCUCCUCCAGGCUGUCCACGCACAGUUCGUACAAAGGCCGCUAUUGUGAAGGUUAAAAACCGUCUAAAUCAAAAGAAACGAGUGUCUACACGAAAAUUAGCUAAAGAUAUGAAUAUUUCUAGAACGAGUAUACAGCGAAUACUCAGUGAAGAUCUUGGAUGUGCAUGUGCUGAAGGCUUAACAACACCAAUCAUUUUGGAAAAUGGAAUGAUGGAUGCAGAGGUUUACAUCAAUAAAGUUCUUCCAAUAGCUCUCGAAUGUGGUGAUAAAAUGUUAGGGAGCGAUUGGACUUAUCAACAGGAUGGUGCUAGACCUCACACACAUCAUCUCACUCAAGAAUGGUGUGCCAAGCAUUUUCCUGAUUUCAUCCCCGAGAAGCGUUGGCCGCCCAAUUCACCUGAUUUAUGCCCCUUGGAUUACAGUUUAUGGAACAAGCUGGCUCAAUGUAUGAAUUGGGAUCGAAUAACAACAAAAGCAACGUUGAUUGCAGAGAUAAAACGUUCCGUAACAAAAGUUGACAAAAAAAAAAUUUAA